Molecule: messenger RNA, 1494 nt
Organism: Durusdinium trenchii
Lineage: Eukaryota; Dinophyceae; Suessiales; Symbiodiniaceae
Source: the annotation of a GenBank genome assembly
AGGUAGUCUCCCUCCUGAACAGUGACACGUGUAAUGCAAUGUAAUGCAGCAUGUGUGAACUUGUUGUGCGAGCGAAAACACGUUGUCAUGACAUGUCAGACAUUACUCCCGUUUGCUGCAUUGAUUAGAAAUUUGUGAACCCUCCACAUUGGAGUCUGAAUUCUCACUGCUGUGGCUCAGCUUUUCGUAGUCCGCUCAAUAUGUUGUCCACCCGUCGGCUCAUGUGGGCUUUGUAUUUAGUCAUCUCUGUAGCAGCGGUUCGGCUGGACACCGGCAAACAAGUGGAUGUCAACGGCGACAGCCUACUCAUAAAGGCAGUGCAUGAAAGCGAGAGGAAGCUGCCAUCCCUGCCAGCAGAGUGGAGAGAUCGCUUCGAGAUUGAGAAGGAACUGGCUGAAGGUGGAGAUGGAGUUGUCUACAAGUUGCACGUCCUUUGUGGCAGUGGCGAUUCAUUUGUUUCAGCAAAGCUUGUAACAGCAAAGAAAGGAGUUGCAAAAGCAGCUGAGAGGAUGCGGCUGAUGAAAGACGAGGAAUACGUGAUUUCCAGCAUCGGGGUGCCUGACUCUGUGGACACAACAGAUGGCCGCUGGAUCAUGAUGCCUUUCAUGAACAGUGGCAGUUUUUCGGCCCUUUUCAGGGCAUGUAGAGACAGCGAUGCAUGUAUGUGCCAGACCAAGGAGCACCCAUCGCCGUGCUGGGAGACUAUCAGGGAACACGAUCUUCUAUGGGUGCUGGCUCUCUUUUACCAAGCGGUUGAAGGCGUGAGUGCGAUCCAUGCCAAAGGAUAUGCUGCUUGGAUCUUGUUGGACAAUAUCAUGCUGCAGUGCAAGGGCACAUCUUGCUUUGCGAGCAUCAUCGAUCUGGAUCAAAUGUGCGGACCAGGCGAAGGUGAUUGUGAAGGAGGAACAGUAGGGUUUGCUGCACCAGAAGUUCAUGAAGGACAUCAGGGACUCCCAGCCAAUGAUGUUUGGUCUAUGGGGACAGUACUUUAUAUUUUACUUUAUGGCGAGUGGCCGCCCUACAUGGAGUUCUUUUGGAAUCCCGACUCAGCAAGGAAGCAAGCUGCAUACAAGCCAGAGGAGGAUGCCACAAUCCCAAAGAAACGCAGAAGUAUCGAUAAUUUGGUGGUUGAGAUGCUGAACACGAACUACGAAACACGCAUCAGCCUUGAGGAGGUGAAGAAGGGUGUAAAGGAUUUCAUCACAGCCGAGCAGCCAGAUCAGGAGGUGCUGGACAUGCUCUACAAAACUCCGACCGCUCGUGGCCUCACAGAUGACCUCCCUACCUGCAUCUCUGACUAUACGCCGUCUUCCUUCGACCCCAAGCACUGCCGCAAUACGCCCACCAGGGCAGAAGGAUGGUUUACUUGUGGCAUUUGUGUUUUGUGUGAUCCGUGUUGCGAAUGCUGGACUCUCUACAAUGGACGAAUAAAAACGGAGUACUUCUUUGCGAAGAGUUGUGAGUAGAAAAGCAUGCAACCCAAGCAUGGCGGCG